Tremella mesenterica DSM 1558 is the source of this 525-nucleotide messenger RNA. RefSeq lists its product as uncharacterized. The transcript is spliced from 3 exons. The record is from RefSeq and is a predicted model, not a curated record. Lineage: Eukaryota; Fungi; Basidiomycota; Tremellomycetes; Tremellales; Tremellaceae. The coding region runs from base 1 to 525 and encodes 174 amino acids.
AUGCGUUGGUCGCUUUUGGUUGGAUCGACAUUGAUUUUCACUUGGUCAUCAGCAACUCCAUCCCCACAACCAGCCGCAUCAGUCGGGAGACCUCUUCGUCAAGCCACUCGAGAAUCAGUCAUUGCUUCUAUCCGCCGAAAAGCUCUUGGUCCACAACGAAGACAAACGUCUAAUGCUCCAUAUCCCGUAUGUCCUGGUGAACAAGCAUCAGAUUUACUACAUGCCUUCCCUUGGGCUGUCUAUCCCGAUACGAUUGGAACGUAUGAUGAAUCUUCCGAUUUGAUCAGUGCCACAACUGCUACAUCAUUAGACGCUUGUAUAUUACUUUGUCAAUUGGCUCUUUUAUGCAUCGACAUUAGCUGGCAACCUUCAGAGGACGACAAUUGUUAUUUGUUAAGCGGCACUCAAACUGCAUUGACAUAUUCUCCCGGUAUCUCAGCUGUGUUCCGGGAUAACGCUUGUGCCAGCUUAGCUGGAAGUGCCAACGGGAGACCAUGUUGUAAUAUAUACACGACUUUGUUAUAG